UGGAGGCUGAGAUCGAAAGUCGAAACACACACGCUUAAAGGCAUUCAAGGAGAAGAGAAGGAAACCAAAUCCAUCAGAAGCCAGAUCCGAUCAAGGAAUAUCUGUCUGAUCGAGCAGAAUGUCUUCUUCAACCUUCAGCGGCGAUGAAACGGCACCGUUCUUCGGGUUCCUUGGCGCCGCCGCGGCCCUCGUUUUCUCCUGCAUGGGAGCUGCGUACGGGACGGCGAAGAGCGGAGUAGGAGUGGCGUCGAUGGGUGUGAUGAGGCCGGAGCUGGUGAUGAAGUCGAUCGUGCCGGUGGUUAUGGCGGGAGUGUUGGGUAUUUACGGACUUAUCAUCGCCGUCAUCAUCAGUACCGGUAUCAACCCCAAGGCCAAACCCUAUUACCUUUUCGAUGGCUAUGCUCAUCUUUCCUCUGGUCUAGCUUGUGGCCUUGCUGGUCUUUCUGCCGGUAUGGCUAUCGGCAUUGUCGGUGAUGCCGGUGUUAGAGCCAAUGCACAACAGCCAAAGCUUUUCGUUGGGAUGAUCCUCAUUCUCAUUUUCGCCGAAGCGCUUGCUCUGUACGGUCUGAUUGUUGGUAUCAUUCUCUCUUCCCGAUCGGGGCAGUCAAGAGCUGACUAGAAGGUGUGCUAGGCGGCGUUUGCGGUUGCUGCUAUUCAUCGAGAACUACUUUACUGUACGUUAAAGUUGUAAGUUUUGUUUCGCUGGUGCAGUGCAGAUUCUUGUAUGGUGUGAUUGAUGUGUUCUACCAGGUCGAUUUGUUCAAGAUUUAUAUAGCCUGUAUCAUUGUGUUUA
This is a messenger RNA of Pyrus x bretschneideri (Chinese white pear), 793 nucleotides long. RefSeq names its product V-type proton ATPase 16 kDa proteolipid subunit. Gene Ontology annotation, molecular function: proton-transporting ATPase activity, rotational mechanism. NCBI's taxonomy places the organism in Eukaryota, Viridiplantae, Streptophyta, Magnoliopsida, Rosales, Rosaceae. Gene Ontology annotation, biological process: proton transmembrane transport. The record is from RefSeq and is a predicted model, not a curated record. Gene Ontology annotation, cellular component: proton-transporting V-type ATPase, V0 domain. The transcript has 3 exons. The coding region runs from base 119 to 619 and encodes 166 amino acids.